Molecule: messenger RNA, 775 nt
Organism: Ostrinia furnacalis (Asian corn borer)
Lineage: Eukaryota; Metazoa; Arthropoda; Insecta; Lepidoptera; Crambidae
Gene: Fdx2
Product: Adrenodoxin-like protein 2, mitochondrial Ferredoxin 2
Exons: 3
Coding region: 167-643 (158 amino acids)
Biological process (GO): P450-containing electron transport chain
Cellular component (GO): mitochondrion
Molecular function (GO): 2 iron, 2 sulfur cluster binding; electron transfer activity
Source: RefSeq, a predicted model, not a curated record
AGUGUUAACCUAAAAAAAUUGACAGAAUUCAGGGUCGUUUUAGAAUAGAUAAAAUUGAUAUAAUUAUCAUAAAAGAUUGUGAUUUAGCCAUUGUGUCCGCGAAAUAAACACUUAUGCUCAGUCCUUGAGCGGUGUCGUCGCAGAUAAGUUGUUAUAAGCCACAAAAAUGUUGUUCAGAAGUAUAUUCAGAACACUAUCUAGUCCGCGUAGUUAUUUAGUGAAUUAUAACCAUUUAGGCACUAGUUUGAACAAUUUUCGACACAUCGCUCCGCUGUCGACCACCAGGCUGGCGUUAAAAGACGAGAAGGUCAAAGUGUCAUUCACCCUGCACGAUGGCAAACGGAUAGACACAGAAGGGAAAGUCGGAGACACACUACUUGACGUGGUUGUUAACAACGACCUGAACAUCGAAGGCUUUGGUGCCUGUGAAGGCACAUUGACAUGCUCUACUUGUCACGUUAUAUUAAAACAGAAGGACUAUGACAGUUUACCAGAAGAAGUUACCGACGAAGAAAGAGACAUGCUGGAUCUAGCUUACGGUCUCACAGACACGUCUCGCCUCGGUUGCCAGAUUGAGCUGACCAAAGACUUGGACGGACUGGAGGUGAAGGUGCCAGAGACAAUCAACGACGCCAGGAGUUGAUGACCGACCAUAGAUAUACAGGCCUGUAAUUUUAAAUCAUCUAAUGGUAUUGGUAAAGUCUGGUCUGUGAGCACGUAGAAUUUUGUCCAAUGACCCCAAGCUACCCAUCCUUAUCGCUCGCGCGUAAUUAUA